AUGGCUGAGCGCACCUGUGAUCAGUCUGAUUUGAUUGCCGCGAAUCUAUCUGCCCAAGGUAUGGGAAAUCCUCGUUCGUCCGACCAUGCUACUGACGCCGAGUUACCAGCUUCCAUUCGCAGCACAAUCCAUGAUCUGGACAUGGAGACUCAGGCUUUGGGACAUUUCGACGAGAUAUCGAGAGUACUUCUAAAGCUAUGGCCUAGCCAGAACGACCUCGAAAUUGCACUAAGCAUCCCCGUUGAUAUCUCGAUGUUCUCUCACGGCAUCAUAUGUGUCCCCUAUGCCAAAUUCAUUGCCGAGAAGCUUUCAUCGCCGCAUAAUGUACUUCAGUUGCCCCCGCAGGGCUCACAUCCGAUCAUCAUCGCAAGAAGACUCCUGAUGCUAGCCACCUUCUUCCUGAGCGUUCCACCCCGUUACUCAAGCGAGCUUGCGAAAAUGACAUGCGAUCCCCAGUCCCUCAUGUCUCGCAUCGUUGAUAUCGUCCAUGGUAUGGUAACGAGCAACGAUGAGUUGGUCAAUUCGUUGGAGGGAAUCGAAUGUCUCAUGAUUGAGAGUAUGUUCAGGAACAAUGCAGGCAGCCUCCGUCGCGCAUGGUUGACAAACCGCAGAGCGAUUAGUAUUGCGCAGUUGAUGGGACUCGACAAACCAGGCACUGCAACAGUUUCGAGUAUGAUCGUUGAAGAGAGUACCAGAGCCCGCGUUGAUCUGGAUGUUAUGUGGUUUCGCCUGGUCUGCUCAGACGGGUACCUCUCGUUGAUACUGGGUAUGACUCGGUCUGCGUACUCAGACCACAGCACCUACGAUUCUACCAUUUUGCGGAAGCGCACACCCUUAGAGCAAUUCGAGCGAGUGGAGACGGCUAUUGGAGGAUUUAUCAUGUGGUUCAAUCAAUUUUCAUGGCUCGACUUUAUGAUGACCAGCGACCAUGAUAGAAGCCUCCGGCAGGCUUCGGAGAUGAUGCCCGCAAAGUGGUGGUUGAUGGGUCCUGAUAUUAGCGUUCUUAUGGGCAACGAUGAAGAUGCACUCGAAGAGAGCGUCCGACUGACCUGCCACUUUACCCAUUACCACUUAUUACUUCAGUUACAUCUGCCAUACCUGCUGCGCUCCCCUUCGGGGGGUCAAGACUACACAUAUAGCAAGCUCACAGCUGCACAUGCAAGUCGGACAAUUCUGACUCAAUACUUGCAUUUUCGCAAUACUGUUGCUACUGUUACCUACUGCCGUGGCAUCGACUUCAUUGUUUUCAUUGCAAGCACGACGUUGUGUGUCGCACACAUUGAAGCUCGUCGACAACAGAAAUUCGAGGCUGCUGAUUUCUUCCUUCCAUUGGGGACUAUCAUGCACCAACGACAGAGCGAUCGUGGGCUACUAGAGAGCGCCCUGCAAAUGAUCCAAACCAUCGCUUUGGAGAACAACGAUGCGAUCGCCUCAAAAAUCAAAAAGAUCCUCGAGCCUCUACUAGAUAUAGAGCUUGAGUCCUUCAAAGGCAAACGCUAUUUGAUUCAUGCAACAAGGCACGGCUCAUCCCGCAAACCAGACUCUGAGGUCGACAAUGAUCAAGAAGUUCGGGAUGGACUGCUUAUUGAUAUCCCUCAGUAUGGAAGCAUCAGAUUCGAGCCCGAACGGGUGCGACAGGGCGAUGACAGGGAGGCCUCACUUUCGGGAGAGGAGCUCGCCCCAGGCUCUCACUUCGACGAUAGUGCUGCUGGGGGCGUGAUCGUCUGUGGACAUGCCUUCCCACCAUUUGAUUCGGGAAACGCAAAUGCUGGAGAAGCUUCGUCUCGAUCAUUCAACUGGGAAGAUGCUCUGAAGCACAAUAACCCCUCGUUUGGGACCGCAAGUGGUGCACCACUCGAAGAGGUAGGUGUGGCUUACGUUGAAGACUUCCUCGAUACCAAUUCUGGCACCACCACCGACGAAUGGUCUUUGCAAAAUGUGGAUGCCGCUUUAUUCAGUGGCCUUAUACGAGGCUGUGUGGCUCCGACAUUGGAAUCCUGGAAGUGA
This is a messenger RNA of Exophiala bonariae, 2007 nucleotides long. RefSeq lists its product as uncharacterized. The record is from RefSeq and is a predicted model, not a curated record. The transcript is spliced from 2 exons. Bases 1 to 2007 code for a protein of 668 amino acids. NCBI's taxonomy places the organism in Eukaryota, Fungi, Ascomycota, Eurotiomycetes, Chaetothyriales, Herpotrichiellaceae.